CCAUAGGAGAUAGCAUCGCCAUACAUAUACAUAUAGUAGUACCUAGUGUCGGGAGACUUCGGCAUCGGCAGCAGGAUUGCCGGCGGCGCAUGUCGCUCAUAUCGCAGAACCAGAGGGAGGUGUGGCACAGAGGAUACACAACGGCAGACGUGGUCGAAGCACUCCUCGUUUCGUACACUAGUAGUGGGGAAAAGCUGCGGAUCGUGAAUACCGUCGUGACAGACCCUCGAUUAAUGCCUGUCUGCUUGCUUCCAUGGAUUGGAUGGGAUGGAUGCUUGCCGCCGCCGCCUAGUUCUUUUGUCGUAGGAGGAGGACGGGAGGAAGAGCUCCUAGUUCGAACGUGCUAUUCAUUCUAUACCUAUAUCUGCCUGACCCUGCCUUGCACUCCCACGAGACGUCACCUAUUGCAUACUAUACCGGCGCCAUUGCAACGACCCCUGGACCGCGCAAGAAGAAGAGCCGAAGGCGAAGGAGAAGAAGAAGAACGAGAAGAAGAGGAGGAGGAAGAGGGAGAAUAAGCACAAGAAUAAGCCCGACAAAAACGAAUACAAGAGGGGGAAUAUCUCAGGAAACGGUUGACGGGGCUCUCAUGUACAUGCUGCUGCGGGCUGCGGAUACCUCCUAGCUUUCCAUUUAUCAUGUACUGACAUCAAGGUUCAACUUAACUGACGGCAUACCGGGCGGGCACACUGUAGCUUUUAGCUUUUGCUCCGAGCCACGACCUUGACUUCUAGGUGCGUGCGUGCGUGCGUCCGUCUUUGUGUGUGCCUCCUGGCUACGAGUCGGAGUCUGCGGCAUCGACGACUUUCGGCUUGUCCAGAGGCUGUGGGAAGCAAGCAGUGCAGUCGGGGCAUUCUGCUGCUGGUGCCAGAAGACGGUCUGUAUACACGCAGAUGCAGCUCGGAGCGGGAUCCUGGACGGACGGCAUCUGAGGUUAGUAAGACACUGUGCAUGUACAGCGCGGCCGGCGUGGCUUGCUCUCUCGUACGGAGUCUGUGGUCUGCUGAGAGUCUGCCCGUGAAGAGUGAAGAGCGAUUGAGAGAGAGAGGGAAAAUUAGAGAGAGACAGAGAGGAAGAGAGGGCUGGCAGAGUUGCAAUUGUUGAUAUCUACGACUGUCGCUUCUGCAUAUACCACACCCCUCCCGACUCUGCGCCCAGCAGUAGGUACGGUCAGUGGUCAGUCGCCGUGCGCUGAUUCUGGACCAGUCAUGGACUCGCGGAACAUGGGGAACUCAACGUGGGAGGACUUGGACAUGUUCGACACCAACUCUACUACCGCCACCUUCGAUACGCCGUCCGGCUUCGACGCCUUCAACGACUUCACGAAUCUCGACGCGCAAUACGCCGAAUCCCCUAUUGCCCUGGGUCUGCGCGCGCAGUCCAAGUCAGCACCCGACGGCGCGACCUCUGCAGGCGUGCAGAACCCCAAUGGUGGAGCUGGGAUCGUAGCCGCUUCUGCUUCUGCAGAGAGCUCGAGUCAAGACUCGUCCUCGGACACUUCGAGUGGGCGGAAGAGGAAGACAGGUUUAUCGGAGUCGCCAGCGUCCAUGGAUGGACAGACCCACCAUCUUAUUAAACAGGAGGACAGUAAAAUGGACAUGCAGCAAGUGCGGAGCUACGACCAUUUCUCUCAGCCUAUGCACAAUCUCUCACUUGAGCAGCGGAAGAGCUACGGUGAGGGCAGCAUGGGCCAGCAGUACUACAAUAGUGCUGCUUCCAGUCCGGUUCACACCAACGACUUCAACACCGCCAUGUCCAUUGAUGCGCAUGUGGCUUCUACCAUGGCUGCACAGUACAAUCACGAGUCGCCAGUGCAGACAAUCAAUCCUGGCAUGUUCGCGGUAGGAGGCUCUCGCGAUCAGUCGCCCACCACGAAUCUCAUGUUUAACCAGGCAUCUCCCAACGCCAUUUUCUCUACUCCGUCGUCGGACAGCCCCGAAACUUUUGCAGGAAACCAGAACUGGAACCCAUCCUUAGCACAGAAUCCUCAAUGGCCAGGUGAAUUCACAGGCCAAUUGACUUCCCCAGGUGGCAUAGCUUUCACUCCUUCCCCGGGUGCUAAUGACAGCACUCCAGCGAGCACUUCUCGGGAUGUCGGUGGUCGCGCUGGCCUGGGUCGCUCACCAUUGCACAUUGCCCCCAUAUCCACGAAGUCUCGGGUUGAGACGCAGAUUAAUGUGGUCAUGACUCUUGAGAAGCCACCGCCUGGGACUGAGCAUCUUCACUUGCCACUACAUACGAUUGCCAAGUCGAAACUUCUGGCCAAAGAGGACUUCGACAGAUCCAGGGUUCUGGAGCUCCACACCAUGUUGGUGUGCACGAGUGCGAUGCAUAACGCGCAGUAUAAGGAGAGAGCCAUGAAGCGAGCGGCUGCCCAAAACAAUGCCGAGAUUCAGAGGCGAGCGGAGCUCUCACGAGACUCCAACGACCAGGACAAGAAUGAUCAGAAGAACUUGCCGGAAGAGGACAAAGUGGCAAAUGGAGGAGAAGUGAAGAUAUGCAGUAAUUGCAUACAGCGAGAGAGGAAGCGAGCAGGCCGGAAGAAGACGAAGCGUGAGGAGGAACAACAACAUUGGGAGCGCUUCGAGACCGAGAGAGUGGUGGUGUUCAAUUCCAACGAAUACUUGCCGUUCAAACCAUGCGAGCCUGGGCAGUACCCGCAACGAGACAUCAAUGCCGAAGGAGAACAAUACGUGCCCCCUGAUGGCUCCCUACAUGUCACUGCUGCAAUGCGGAUAGCAUGUUACUGCAGGCACCAGAGCGAGAAGGAAGGCUUUCAAGUCAUCUUUACCCUCAAGGACCACCAUGGCCACGUCGUGGCUCAGCAGAUCUCUGACUCGAUUCUGAUCACCGACGACCACAAAACACAUCCGCAAAGCUUUUCGACAACCGUAGCAGGUGAAGGUUACUACCAGAACGCAGCGUACCUACCAAACGGUCUACCGAUGUCACAGUCAAUGGUCGACAUGUCAGCACCCGUCCACCAAUUCACCUCAUCUCGAUCCGCAGGAAACUUGCCCGCACUUGCGUAUGGUGCGCAAUUCAACCCGCACAGUCAUGUGCACCAGCUACCAGCUUCUGGAUAUGCGUCGGGUAGCACGUCCGCCACCAUGACUCCAACCAGUCUCUCGAGGCCGGCCUCACCAACAAAUGCAGGACAAGCUGGUCCCAACAAAAAGCGAAAGUCCUCCACCUUCCACAGAAGGAUACCCAGUGGACUCACCAUGACUCCAAGAGUAGAUACAAGCCAGCCACCCUCUUCGAAUCUGCCCUCGGCGGUCUCAAUGAACACUCCGUUCUCACCUUCAGGUCAAUUUCCUGCCAUGAAUCAAUCCUACAUGACAAUACCAAACAACAAUGGCCCAGCCCAGUACUACGGUAGUGGGCCCCCUACGCCGAGCGAGAAUGCGCCGUUCAACUUCAGCCAGCCCCAAGUCGAUAUGUCGCGCAUACAACAGAACCUGAACAACCAGGCAUAUUUCUCACAUCCAUCAUCGGCUGUUCCCAGCCGAGCUGGUAGUCCCGUGUUGCAACAGACACGUGCCAACAUGGCGGCAUAUGCGCGCCAGCAUCCAAUACAAACCUCAACGAACACCAUGGGCAACCGGCCUCAGCAACAACAAGCAUUUCCGGCGCAGCCACCUCCUGGAUCUGCCGGACACGACGGCUCUAUGACCAUGGCUGGCUUCCCUUCGGUAGACCGGAUCACUCCCAAUGAAGGUCCAAUAAGCGGAGGCACAGAGGUCGCGAUAUUUGGACAGCACUUUGUCAAUGGCAUCCAGGUACAGUUCGGAGACCAGGUAUCAUCAACGCAGGUCCUCUCUCCGAAUUCGAUGAUCACCAUUUCACCGCCUGGAAGAGUGGGAUCGGUGCAUUUGAACAUCCUCGCACCACCAGGAAUCGCCCAAUACCCUCAGCCGGCCAACAGACCCAUCUUCCGCUACACUCAGUACAACGAACAGAUGAUGGUGAUGGCGCUCAAGUACCUGAGUGAGCAGCAGUACGGACAGACGGAGAAUUGGCAGGCUCUGGCGCAGCAAAGCGCAACCCAGUUUCUGCAGUCGAACAUUAAUCGAGGCGGCCUGGGGCAACAGGGAGGCUAUCACAUGGCAUUAGCAUCACACCGCUUCGAUCAUCUUGAGCACGAUGUACUGCGUGACGUGGAAGCUGUCAAUUCCGAGGAGCAAAGUCGCGAUGCAGAACUCACCAUGGCGCCCUCCACGUGCUCACGUCGUGCGAGUCAAGUGGCAGCACUGAUGGCGAAUUGCGCAGAGGUGGAUCCUCGAGACACCUGCGGCGGCUAUCGACCUCUUCUACAUGCAGCGUUGGAUGGAAAGAUAGAUAUUUGCAGGCUCCUGGUGCAGCGCGUGGCUAAGCCGUGCAUUUGCAGCCUUGGGCGGUCUUCUACAGUGGAGCCUGCGCUCUUCAAGUCACGAGAACGACAAAAGCGUAUGCAGCUUUUGACGAAUACUGUUCAUCGACGACACGUUAGACUCAUGCGGCGCCAACAUUCACUGCAGCCAAGCAUCAGCUGUGAUGAUGCAGCCUCCUCCCAGCACGCAUGGAGCAGCAGCGCUAGAGCGUCGAUAUAUGAGCCUGAGGCAGAUGUAUGUCAGCUAGACCCAGCGACGUGGCCACGUUCCCGGCGACCAGGUGCAACGCAAAUGCUUCGUGAUGGCACGGAAAAUGCGCUGCCCACGCCGUGUCGUGUCGCCAUACCCGUGAAGCGUGAUGCGUUGGCAGCGCAGCCCCAGCACCUCCAGCAAAUCGUUCGUGAAUGCCAGCCUCAGUCAUUUCAGACUUUGCCCGUACUUCCAAGACAUGCCUCCCGCGUGGGCCCAGAUAUCGCCGCACCACGGCCGCCACGGCCGCACGGCGUGACCCAGGUAACGCGCCUUUCAGCCCACCUCGAGGCGCCGCCACCUCACCCGGAGUGCGUGUCACCAGGGCAUCGUUUCAAUCUCUCCGAACAGAGGGAUGCGGUGCAGGACGACGAGACAAACCAUGCCGUUCUUCCGGGUCUUGCCAGAUACGGGCAACCUGGAACCAAGGACGCCGAUCACUCGGUUUUCCCCGAUCUCGGUCGACCGAACAUAUCCGCAGAGGCACUCCAGCAGCUUGAGACAUGGUGGCUUUGGACGCCGGCACUCGUGCUCACAGCCUCCGUUCUGGUGCGUGCCGUGAUGCCUCACUUCCGAUUCACAGCUCUCCAUCCGGGGGUCGGUAGUAGCGAUGAUCAUCAUCGACAGGUCGACCACCAUAGCAGAAGGAGGCGCAGCAUGAUGAUGAUCUGUACAUGAAAGUAGGGAUCCAACGACUCUCGGUGUAAUUUACGGCACAAAUAUAUCCUUCUCUCACGGGCAUCGGUAUCAGACAAGACAAGACCAAAAAAACAUCUUUCUUAUCAUGACGAAAAAUGCGGCUCAGGUUUUGAUUGAAAAGUUGGAGGUGGGAGGGGGGAGGCUUUUCUGCUAAAAGCGGGACUCCAUUUCGGCAUGAAAUUAAGGUGGUAGUCAAGUCAGGAUUGUAAUAUCCCUCAUCGGAAAACGGAUGGCGGAUGGCGGAUGGCGGAUGGCUGAGGGGGAAGGGGGGAAGGGGAAAAAUCAGGGCAGCGAGCUUUUUUUUUCGGGAAAAGGAAUGACCUACGCUACGCACGACGAUGAUAAUGAUGAGAGAAAAAAAAAUCUUUAUAAAGAAGUAAGGUACCUACCUUAGGUAUAAUGAAUAUGACACAACAAAGGGAAGGGAAAGGAAAUGAAGGGAACAUGAUGAAAGGUAGGAGGGGAAUUUGUAUUGUGUGUGUGUGUUUACUGGAUGGAGAUAGGGCAGACAGACAG
Sphaerulina musiva SO2202 is the source of this 5837-nucleotide messenger RNA. RefSeq lists its product as uncharacterized. The transcript has 2 exons. The record is from RefSeq and is a predicted model, not a curated record. Bases 1209 to 5300 code for a protein of 1363 amino acids. NCBI's taxonomy places the organism in Eukaryota, Fungi, Ascomycota, Dothideomycetes, Mycosphaerellales, Mycosphaerellaceae.